Odocoileus virginianus texanus is the source of this 6164-nucleotide messenger RNA. Lineage: Eukaryota; Metazoa; Chordata; Mammalia; Artiodactyla; Cervidae. The record is from RefSeq and is a predicted model, not a curated record.
AGGGAGAGGAGGAGGGAAGCGGGAGAUUCUUCUUGACUGCCCCCUUGCCUUCAAACAUUUUAUAGGCUUCAGGGAGAGCGAGGAGGAGGAGGGGAGAGAAAAGACGGGAGCGAGAGGGGUAGCGAGCGCGCGCCUUCCUUCCCUAACCCUCGGGCUGCCGGAGGAGUCUGGGCUGUGUCCCCAGUGUCAGAUGAGAGGGCGCUGAGGCUCGCGGCCGCCGUCCCACGCCCCGCGCCGCGCACGCCCCUCGGCGACCCCGGCGCCCGAGCAUCUCUCCGCGCCGGGCAGACGCCUGCGCUCCGGGCGGCCGCUCCGUCUCCAGCGCAAUGUGGGCGCGCCUGGCCUUUUGUUGCUGGGGUCUGGCGCUGGUUUCAGGCUGGGCGACCUUUCAGCAGCUGUCCCCGUCGCGCAAUUUCAGCUUCCGCCUCUUCCCCGAGGCGGCGCCCGGAGCUCCCGGGCGACUACCCGCGCCGCCCGCAUCCAGCGAGGACGCGGCGGCCGCGGAGAGCAAAGUGGAGCGGCUGGGCCAGGUGUUCCGGCGACGCGUGCGGCGGCUGCGGGAGCUCAGCGAGCGCCUGGAGCUCGUCUUCCUGGUGGACGAGUCGUCCAGCGUGGGCCAGGCCAACUUCCUCAGCGAGCUCAAGUUCGUGCGCAAGCUGCUGUCCGACUUCCCCGUGGUGCCCACGGCCACGCGCGUGGCCAUCGUGACCUUCUCGUCCAAGAACAACGUGGUGCCGCGCGUCGAUUACAUCUCCUCCCGCCGCGCGCACCAACACAAGUGCGCUCUGCUCAGCCGCGAGAUCCCGGCCAUCAGCUACCGAGGCGGUGGCACCUACACCAAAGGCGCCUUCCAGCAAGCCGCGCAAAUUCUUCGUCAUUCUAGAGAAAACUCAACGAAAGUUAUAUUUCUCAUUACGGAUGGAUAUUCCAACGGGGGAGAUCCAAGACCUGUUGCGGCAUUGCUGCGAGAUUUUGGGGUGGAAAUCUUUACGUUUGGCAUAUGGCAAGGAAACAUUCGAGAGCUGAAUGACAUGGCUUCCAUCCCAAAGGAGGAACAUUGCUAUCUGCUCCACAGUUUUGAAGAAUUUGAGGCUUUAGCUCGCCGGGCAUUGCAUGAAGAUCUGCCUUCUGGGAGUUUUAUUCAAGAGGAUAUGUCCCAUUGCUCCUAUCUAUGUGAAGCCGGCAAAGACUGCUGUGACCAGAUGGCAAGCUGCAAAUGUGGGACUCACACGGGUCAGUUUGAGUGCAUCUGUGAGAAGGGGUAUUACGGGAAAGGUCUUCAGUACGAAUGCACAGCUUGCCCAUCUGGGACAUACAAACCAGAAGGUUCACCGGGAGGAAUCAGCACUUGCCUUCCAUGUCCUGAUGAAAAUCACACGUCUCCACCUGGAAGUACGUCCCCUGAAGACUGUGUCUGCAAAGAGGGGUACCAGGCCUCCGGCCAGACCUGCAAAGUUGUCCACUGCCCUGCUCUGAAGCCUCCUGAAAACGGUUACUUUAUCCGAAACACGUGCAACAACCACUUCAAUGCAGCCUGUGGGGUCCGCUGUCACCCUGGGUUUGACCUCGUGGGAAGCAGCAUCUUCUUGUGUCUCCCCAGUGGUUUGUGGUCCGGUUCCGAAAGCUCCUGCAGAGUGAGAACAUGCCCUCGUCUCCGCCAGCCCAAACAUGGCCGCCUGAGCUGUUCAACUGGAGAAAUGUCCUACAGGACCGUGUGUUUGGUCACCUGUGAUGAAGGGUACAGACUAGAAGGAAGUGCUAGGCUUACCUGCCAAGUAAACGCUCAGUGGGAUGGUCCAGAACCCCGGUGUGUGGAACGCUACUGUGCCACCUUUCAGAAGCCCAAAGGUGUUACCGUAUCACCUCCCAACUGUGGCAGGCAUCCUGCCAAACCUGGGACGAUCUGUCAGCUAAGUUGCCGCCAAGGAUUCAUUUUAUCGGGGGGCAGAGAAGAAGUGAGGUGUACCACGUCUGGAAAAUGGAGUGCCAAAGUUCAGACAGCUGCUUGUAAAGAUGUGGAAGCUCCUCAGAUCAGCUGUCCUGCGGACAUAGAGGCUGAGACUCAGGAACAGCAAGACUCUGCUAAUAUCACCUGGCAAAUCCCAACAGCUAAAGACAACUCUGGGGAAAAGGUAUCAAUCCACGUUCAUCCAGCUUUUACCCCACCUUAUCUUUUCCCAAUUGGAGAUGUUGCUGUCACAUACACGGCAACUGACCCAUCCAGCAACCAAGCCAGCUGCACCUUCCAUAUCAAGGUUAUUGAUGUAGAACCACCUAGCAUAGACUGGUGCAGAUCCCCGCCUCCAAUCCAGGUCUCUGAGAAGGAGCAUGCUGCAACCUGGGACGAGCCUCAGUUUUCAGACAACUCAGGGGCCGUGUUGACCAUCACCAGAAGCCAUACACCAGGAGACCUUUUCCCUCAUGGGGAGACGAUAGUGCGGUAUACAGCCACUGACCCCUCAGGCAAUAAUAGAUCGUGUGACAUUCACAUUAUCGUAAAAGGUUCCCCCUGUGAAGUUCCAUUUACACCUGUAAAUGGGGAUUUUGUAUGUACUCAAGAUAGUACUGGUGUUAACUGCACAUUAAGUUGCUUAGAGGGCUAUGAUUUCACAGAAGGAUCUACUGACAAGUAUUAUUGUGCUUAUGAAGAUGGUAUCUGGAAACCACCAUAUUCCACUGAAUGGCCAGACUGUGCUAUAAAACGUUUUGCAAAUCAUGGGUAUAAGUCCUUUGAGAUGCUAUACAAGGCAACUCGCUGUGAUGACACAGAUCUGUUGAAGAAGUUUUCUGAAGCAUUUGAGACCACCCUGGGGAAAAUGGUCCCGUCAUUUUGUAGUGAUGCUGAUGACAUUGACUGCAGACUGGAGGAUCUGACCAAAAAAUACUGCCUCGAAUAUAAUUAUGACUAUGAAAAUGGCUUUGCAAUCGGACCUGGUGGCUGGGGUGCAGCCAACAGGCUGGAUUACUCAUAUGGUGACUUCCAGGACACAGUGCGAGAAACACCCACGGGUGCUGGCAAAGCCAGGUCUUCACGGGUAGAAAGAAGUGCCCCAUUAUCUGACCACAAAAUCAGGUUAAUUUUUAACAUCACAGCUAGUGUGCCAUUACCCGAUGAAAGAAACGAUACCCUUGAAUUGGAAAAUCAGCAGCGGCUCAUUAAGACGUUGGAAACUAUCACAAAUCGACUGAAAAGGACCCUUACUAAGGAGCCCAUGUAUUCCUUUCAGCUUGCCUCUGAAAUGCUUGUAGCUGACAGCAAUUCCUUAGAAACAGAAAAGGCUUUCCUCUUCUGCAGACCAGGCUCCGUGCUGAGAGGCCGAAUGUGUGUCAACUGCCCUUUGGGAACCUACUAUUCCCUGGAGCAUUCUGUCUGUGAGAGUUGCUUGAUGGGCUCCUAUCAAGAUGAAGAAGGGCAGCUUGAGUGCAAACCUUGUCCGACUGGAACUUACACCGAAUAUCUCCAUUCAAGGAGCAGCUCGGAAUGCAAAGCUCAGUGUAAACAAGGCACCUACUCAUCAAAUGGGCUUGAAACAUGCGAAUCGUGUCCACUGGGCAGCUAUCAGCCAGCGUUUGGUUCCCGGGGGUGCCUCUUAUGUCCAGAAAACACUUCAACUGUGAAGAGAGGAGCCGUGGAUAUUUCUGCUUGUGGAGUUCCUUGUCCAGUGGGAGAAUUCUCUCGUUCUGGGUUAAUGCCCUGUUAUCCAUGUCCUCAAGACUACUACCAACCCAAUCCAGGGAAGUCCUUCUGUUUAUCUUGUCCUUUUUAUGGAACUACAACCAUCACGGGUGCCAGAUCCAUCACAGAUUGUUCCAGCUUUAGUUCAACUUUCUCCGCAGCAGAGGAAAGUACAGUACUUCUUGCUUCUCCUGGACAUGUCAAAAAGAAGUAUGAAGUCAGCAGUCAGGUUUUCCAUGAAUGCUUCUUAAACCCCUGCCACAAUGGUGGAACCUGCCAACAACUGGGCCGUGGUUAUGUGUGUCUCUGUCUGCCUGGAUAUACAGGCUUAAAAUGUGAGAUAGACAUUGAUGAAUGCAGCUCACUGCCCUGCCACAACAAUGGAGUUUGCAAAGACCGAGUUGGAGAAUUCAUUUGUGAAUGCCCAUCUGGUUACACAGGUCAACUAUGUGAAGAAAAUGUAAAUGAGUGCAGCUCCAGUCCUUGUUUAAAUAAAGGAACUUGCAUUGAUGGCCUGGCUGGUUAUCACUGCAUGUGUGUGAAAGGAUACAUGGGCCUACACUGUGAAACAGAAGUCAAUGAAUGCCAAUCAAGCCCAUGUUUAAAUAACGCAGUCUGUGAAGAUCAGCUUGGGGGGUUCUUGUGCAAAUGCCCACCUGGAUUUUUGGGCACCCGGUGUGACAUAAACAUGGAUGAGUGUCUCAGCCAACCAUGCAAAAAUGGAGCUACCUGCAAGGAUGGUGCCAAUAGCUUCAGGUGCCACUGUGCGGCAGGCUUCACAGGGACGCACUGUGAGUUGAACAUCAACGAAUGUCAGUCUAACCCCUGUAAAAACCAGGCCACCUGUGUGGAUGAAUUAAACUCAUACAACUGUAAAUGUCAGCCAGGAUUUUCAGGCAGCAGGUGUGAAACAGAACAGUCUGCAGGCUUUAACCUGGAUUUUGAAGUUUCUGCCAUUUAUGGUUACGUCAUGCUGGAUGGUGUGCUUCCGUCCCUCCAUGCUAUAACCUGCACGUUCUGGAUGAAAUCGUCUGACGACACGAAUUACGGGACGCCGAUCUCCUAUGCCCUGGAGAAUGGCAGUGACAAUACCUUCCUCCUAACCGAUUAUAACGGUUGCUGUAUAAAAUGUCGAACUCAUCUUACUGAUAAAUCAUGCAGUGAAUGUGGUGGUUCAUUGGUUCUUGGGCAAGAACAAGACACAAAAGGAGAGGGAUUCAACCCAGCUGAGUCUUUUGUGGGCUCCAUAAGCCAGCUCAACCUCUGGGACUAUGUCCUGUCUCCACAGCAGGUGAAAUCGCUGGCCACCUCAUGCCCAGAGGAACUCAGUAAAGGAAACGUACUAGCUUGGCCUGAUUUCCUGUCGGGAAUUGUGGGGAGAGUGAAGAUCAAUCCGAAGAGCAUAUUCUGUUCGGAUUGCCCAUCUUUAGAAGGAUCGGUACCUCAUCUGCGAACUGCAUCAAGAGACGUAAAGCCAGGCUCCAAAAUCAGUCUGUACUGUGAUCCAGGCUUCCAGAUGGUCGGGAACUCUGUGCAGUAUUGCCUGAAUCAAGGACAGUGGACACAACCACUGCCUCGCUGUGAACGCAUUAGUUGUGGGGUGCCACCCCCUUUGGAGAACGGCUUCUAUUCAGCCGAGGACUUCCAUGCUGGCAGCACAGUGACCUACCAGUGCAACAGCGGCUACUAUUUGCUGGGCGAUUCGAGGAUGUUCUGUACGGAUAAUGGGAGCUGGAAUGGCAUUUCACCAUCGUGUCUUGAUGUUGAUGAAUGUGCAGUUGGAUCAGACUGUAGUGAGCACGCCUCCUGCCUGAAUACAAAUGGAUCCUAUGUCUGCUCAUGUAUCCCACCCUACACAGGAGAUGGUAAAAACUGUGCAGAACCUAUAAAAUGUAAGACUCCCAGAAAUCCAGAAAAUGGCCACUCUUCUGGGGAGACUUAUACCGUGGGUGCCGAGGUCACAUUUUCAUGUGAAGAAGGGUACCAGCUGGUGGGGGCGGCCAGGCUCACAUGUUUGGAGUCUGGAGAAUGGAGUCAUCUGAUACCAUAUUGUGAAGGUAUGUUGAGUAAGUUCCCCCCUGCGUAUGUGAAUUCCAUUCUGUCAUUUUCUUUUAUCUGCUUUAGGUGUAAUAAAGGAUAUACUCUGGAGGGUGAGAAAGAAUCAUCGUGUCUUGCUAGUGGUUCUUGGAGUCAUUCUCCUCCUGUGUGUGAACUGGUCAAGUGUUCUAGCCCCGAAGACAUAAAUCAUGGGACCUAUAUUUUGAGUGGGCUUACCUAUCUUUCUACUGCAUCGUAUUCAUGUGAGAAUGGAUACAGUUUGCAGGGCCCUUCAGUCAUUGAAUGCUCGGCCUCGGGCAGCUGGGACAGAGCGCCACCUACCUGCCGUCUGGUCUCCUGCGGCGAGCCGCCGGCCAUCAAAGAUGCUGUCACCACCGGGAGUAACUUCACCUUCGGGAACACUGUCACUUACGCUUGCAGAGAAGGGUGA